This is a messenger RNA of Rotaria sp. Silwood2, 2807 nucleotides long. NCBI's taxonomy places the organism in Eukaryota, Metazoa, Rotifera, Eurotatoria, Philodinida, Philodinidae. The record is from the annotation of a GenBank genome assembly.
AUGGCACAAUCAACAUCUAACAAUCAAACAAGUAAAUGCAAGCGAUUGUAUUAUUUUCUCAUCAACAUCAAUCUUUUUGAUGAUGAAGAAACAUUAUCUCUUAUUGAUCAAUUAUUGGCAACAAAAUUUUUUAUAUGUUUAUUAACAAUAACUGUUAUUAUUGUCAUAGCUUUUACAAUUUUUAGUAUUCAAACAUAUACCGUAACUAUUCAAUCACCAAAUGAAAUCAUAUUUGAACAACUUUAUGCUCAAUAUUCAACAACUCUUUCAUGUCCUUGUAGAAAAAGUUCAAUUCGUCAUAAUAACUUUAUUUUAUUGAAUCCAUAUUAUCAUCCGAUAUGUACAAGUCAAUUUAUCAAUCAAACAUUUAUUUCAUCAUUAUCUGAUGAAAAAAUAAGUGAUUAUUAUCUGUUAGAUUAUCGUACUAUGAUAGCCUCUCAUUUUCAAGUAAUUGCACUACUUUGUCGAACAAUAAUUCAAAUAGUAACUAAUGCAAUAAAAGAAUUUGCUACUAGAUACUUAAUUACAACAAAUGUUUUACCAUAUAACAUUUUCAAUACUCAAGUCGUAGUACUUAUAAAACAAUUAAAACAAACAACAACUACUUAUAUAAGACAUAUAAAUGAUUUUCUUAGUUUAAAUAUAUUUCAUAAUGGAAUUUAUUCAGGAUUGCGAACAAAUUAUGCUAUGCGAAUUAUUCCUGGGACUACGACGGUUACAGUUCUCACAUUUAAAUACACAACUUUAAAUAAAACAUGUUCUUGUUCAAAAACUAAUACUUGUGUACAGCAAGCUGGUAUUUCGAAUCGAAGAGCACGUAUAGUUGAAUAUAAUUUGACUACAUCGGAAAAUUUAACUAUGAAUUCAAUAUUAUUGUUUACGAUACCUGGAAUUAUGGUUGGAUGUUUACCAUAUGAUUCAUUAUUGAAAUCAACAUUAGAAUGUUUCUAUAAUCAGUCAUGUAUUGAUGAAAUUCAAUUAUUCAUUAAUGGAUUAUCAUUAGUUAAAGCACUUUCAUCAUCUCAUUUCGAAAAGAAUGCAACAGUAAAUGAUUUAUUUAAUCAUUUAUUUAUUGAAUUUUGGAAUGAAAAAAUUAAUUUUAGUAAUUAUUUUCACAUUUGUUCUCCUCAUUCAUGCAGAUAUUUAUAUUCUCGACGAUUCAAUUUACUUUAUGUCAUUGUCACUAUUAUUAGUAUAUUUGGUGGUCUAAAAGCAAUUUAUUAUGUCUCUAUACCUUCAAUAAUCAUGAUCAUACGACGAUUAUCUAAGUUUAAAACUGUACACAAUAAAAAUAAUAAUAUACCAACGAUAAAUCAAAGUGUAAAAUAUCGUUUUAUUUCUUCUAUACGUGAAUUUUAUGAAAAAACACUUAAGUUAAAUAUAUUUCCAUCAUCAUCUGAAACAAUUGAUGGAAUUUAUUCAACACGUAUUUACAUUUUUUUAUUGGUCAAUGGAAUGUUGGUUUUAUUCUUUUAUUCAUCGAUUAUUAUUCGAAUUCACAAUAAUAGCGUUGAUCAACCAUCAUUAAAUGAAUAUAAACAAUUAUAUAAACAAUAUGCAUCAACACUUGUAUGUCCAUGUAGUCACUUUUCUGUUUAUUAUUCAUCAAUAAUGUAUAUAAAACCUUAUUAUCAUCAAGUAUGUUCAAGUGACAUUGUUCAAGAUGAUAGAUGGUUACUGUAUUUUAAUGGAUUUGAUAGUGGUUUAUAUGCUUUUGAUUUUCGUGUGCAAGGCCUUAAAAAAUUCAUUUUACUUCAAGUAUUAUGUAAGAUGUCAAAUGAAACGGUAACAAAUGAACUAGUUACUUUCAAUAAUUCAGAAUUUGCUACUGCUCAAGUUUUAGUUUCUUUUCGUGAAUUAUUUGAACUUGUACGAACUUCAAUUCAACUCAAUCAAUUUCUUGUACAUAGUAGUAAUAAUGUUGUACGAACUAGAACAUUGGUUAAUGGUAAUAAUUCAUAUCGUUUUGUAUUUCGUACUGAUUGGAGUGAUACAUGUUCUUGUGCUAUUAAUGCUUCGUGUACACGUUCUGAAGGAUUUUAUUGUAGUAUAUCAUCAUGUUUUUCAACUGGUUUUCGACCAAAUAAAACAAUACCAGGUUUGUUUCAAGGUUGUCUACCGAUUGAUUCUCUUCUUCUAUCUUCGCUUGAAUGCUUUUAUAAUAAAUCAUGUAUUGAUAUGCUUAUCCAAUGGUAUUCGUUUAAUUUAUCCAAUAUUACAAUAGAUUCUCGUAUUGCAAAUAUAACUCCACUCGAUCAAAUGAUUCCAAGUCGUUUUUCUCCUGAUACUAAAUUGAAUAAUAUUGUAUCACAAUUAUUUAUUGAAGAUUGGAUAAUUUCUACUAAUUUUAAUUUGUAUUAUAAUAAUUGUGCACCAAAUAAAUGUAGUUAUACGUAUGAAGAACGUUUUAAUAGAGGUUAUGUUAUUGCAACAAUACUUGGUAUAGUUGGUGGUCUUUCUACAGCACUUCGAAUAUUUAUUUUACCUAUUGUAAAAGUAAUUCGACGAGUGUACUAUUAUUGUUGUAAACGUACUAAACAUGCUACAAGGGAAUGUUUUGUUGAAACAGUUAUAAUAACGUUUACUGGAUUAAAUUCACAGAUACAUUCUAUAAAAAUAUCAUCUCCAACAGAAUUAAUAUUUGAAAAAUUAAAUAUUCAAUAUUUAUCAUCAUUAACAUGUCCAUGUUCACGAAUAUCAAUUCAAUAUUCAAAAUUUCUUUCUAUUCAACCAAAUACUUAUCAUCAAGUAUGUUCAAGUUAUUUUAUCUCAUCAGAAUUUAUUCAAUUACUUUGGGGUGAUGCAUC